AUGGUCCGCAACAUCGUUUUGCUCGGCGGCAACUCGCAUCCCCGUCUGACGGAGAAUGUCUCCAACAUGCUCGGCAUUCCUUCAUGCGAUCGUAUCCUGAGCAAAUUUUCUGGUGGUGAAAGCCGCUGCGAAAUCAAGGAUUCCGUCCGUGGCAAGGAUGUCUACAUCAUUCAGUCCGGCUCCGGCCACGUCAACGACAACCUCAUCGACCUCUGCAUCAUGAUCUCCGCGUGCAAGACCGGAUCUGCAAAACGCGUCACCGCAGUCGUCCCUCUCUUUCCCUACUCGAGACAGCCCGAUUGGCCCUACAACAAAGCUGGCGCGCCACUGUCCAAGUCCACCGAGACAUCCAAAAAAGACUACACUUUUGAGAGUGUGCCGGCCACACCUCGCCCUGGCGGCCCUCGUAGCCAUGGCCUGAACGGUGCCUUCAGCCUAUCCGAAAAACUUCAAAAGACGACUAUUGCAGAGACCAACGAUACAGAUUACUUGCCAAAGAGGUCAGAUACGUUGUCCAGUAUUGGCUCCAAUGGUCGCGGACAUACAGCCGAGAAUUCCACCUCAUCCCAACGAAGCUUCACCACCCAUGAUUAUGAGAAUCCCAACAGUGUCGCUGCCACCUUCCAGGCUAAGCCCGGCUAUAAGCAGUGGGUGGCCCAGGCCGGUACUCUAGUUGCCGACCUCCUUACUUGCGCCGGUGCUGACCAUAUCAUCACCAUGGAUCUGCACGACCCCCAAUACCAGGGCUUUUUCGACAUUCCUGUGGACAACCUCUACGGCAAACCACUCAUUCAGAAUUACAUCCAGAAGCACAUUCCCGGCUAUAGGGAAGCCGUCAUCGUGUCUCCGGAUGCUGGUGGGGCGAAGCGAGCUACCGCGAUCGCUGACAGUCUCAAGAUGGACUUUGCCCUCAUUCACAAGGAACGCCGCCCCAUUAAGUUUACUGAACAGCGAAACGCUAGCAUGAUGCUCGUUGGCGAUAUUGCCAAUCGCGUUUGCAUCUUGGUUGACGACCUGGGAGACACUGCCAACACCAUCACACGAGCUGCGAAGCUCCUGAAGAAGGAGGGAGCAACCAAAGUCUAUGCUUUGCUCACCCACGGUGUCUUCAGUGGUGACGCAAUCCCCCGUCUUAAUGCAUCUGCCAUUGACAAGAUCAUUGUGACCAAUUCGGUUCCCCAGGACGAGCAUCGUCGUCUGUGCCCCAAGCUGGAGGUACUGGACGUUUCUCCCAUCUUUGCUGAAGCUAUUCGCCGAGUUCACCACGGUGAAUCCAUCAGCAGGCUUUUCCAGUACGACUAA
Messenger RNA from Metarhizium robertsii ARSEF 23, 1302 nucleotides. Its product is annotated as ribose-phosphate pyrophosphokinase. The record is from RefSeq and is a predicted model, not a curated record. NCBI's taxonomy places the organism in Eukaryota, Fungi, Ascomycota, Sordariomycetes, Hypocreales, Clavicipitaceae. The coding region runs from base 1 to 1302 and encodes 433 amino acids. Gene Ontology annotation, biological process: 5-phosphoribose 1-diphosphate biosynthetic process; purine nucleotide biosynthetic process. Gene Ontology annotation, molecular function: ribose phosphate diphosphokinase activity; magnesium ion binding. The transcript has 2 exons. Gene Ontology annotation, cellular component: cytoplasm; ribose phosphate diphosphokinase complex.